Penaeus indicus is the source of this 2407-nucleotide messenger RNA. RefSeq lists its product as uncharacterized. NCBI's taxonomy places the organism in Eukaryota, Metazoa, Arthropoda, Malacostraca, Decapoda, Penaeidae. Gene Ontology annotation, cellular component: lysosomal membrane. The transcript has 4 exons. The record is from RefSeq and is a predicted model, not a curated record. Bases 30 to 605 code for a protein of 191 amino acids.
UGCUAUAUUGUUUACCUCGACCUAUCAAGAUGGGGACGUCUGGCUACAUAUUUAUCCUCACUUUUCUCUCCUUCUGUGCUGUUUUUACUGAGGCACAGUAUGAGGAUAAGAGAUGUAUCUGUAUAUGCCCUGAUCCUUCUGUCAUAAAUGGUACCAAGAGUAACCGCAUGGUCUACAAGGAACCUGUCGCCCCAAGCAAAUGUGACUGUGACAAUGUUGUAUUGCCAAGAGUAGCAGACGAUAUCAAAGGCCGUGAGCAAGAAUUUUGUCCACGUUGUGAGUGCAAGUAUGAGAGCCGUAACAGUAAUACAAUCAAGGUUGUAGUAAUCCUUGUGAUCUGGAUCAUCUCCUUGUUGGUCGUGUACAUGGCCUUCCUCCAUUGCCUGGACCCACUGCUCAAUAAGAGAAGGUCACAACCCUCUUACCAGGAACACACCAAUGAGGACGAUGAGGCAGGCACUGUUGGAGGUGCCCCAGGCAUGGCACAGCCACUUCGUGUCAGACCCAAUGUCCUCGGUCGUGUGGGACACCAACAAGACAAAUGGAAACGGCAGGUUCAAGAACAGCGUAGAAACAUCUACGAUAGACACACCAUGCUGAAUUAGUUGGUGUUAGCAGUUUUGGGAACCUAAAAUGUCCUGUGCUCAUUUUUUUUCUCUUUCUUUUAUCUUUCUUUCUUUUUCUUUUUACUUUUUAUCAUGUACAUGGAUAUUACCAAAUUGUAUGUAUUAGGUGAUUAUGAUAAAGAUCAGGGAAUAUACUUUCUAUUUGUUUAUACACAUACAUUCUAAGAUGUAAUUUUUUUUUUUUUUUUAGCAUUUUAUCUUUCUGCAUCUCUCUCCUCCUAUCAAGCCACUCUUUUCCUCUCAUCUUCUCACUCCUCAUCUCUGUUAAGCUGAUUGAUUUUGAUUAAAUGAUAUGUAUGGGCUUGAUAUGUAGUUUUUGUAUUAUAUUAUAUGUAUAUUGGCAAGCAUAGUUCCAUAUCCUUGGUAAAUAAUAUAUCAGAAUAUGAUAUGAAAGCAAUCACAUAAUAAAAGAUUUAGCAGUUGUAUGUCAUAUAUUUAAAAACAUACACUUAUUUAUUACAUAAAUUCACUGCUAAGUCACAGCAAAAAUUGUUGAUCCAUUCACUAUCAGAUAUUUUAUUUGGAAAUUGUGGUGAGAAUUUUCUGCAGAACUGAAAUUUAUGGAUGUUUCCUUAAGAAAUGCUUAUAUUUUGCAGAAAGUUUGUAAUGCAAAGUCUAGGGUAGUACAGGAAUGAGAAGGGACUAAGGUAAUAAGUCCCAAGUAAACUGAUUUGUGUAUUUCAAAAGUGGCCUGGGCAGACAUUUUUGCAUAUGUAUAGCAUGGUAGUGAAAGGCUCAACAGAAAUAAUGUAUAAAUGUUGUGUGAAAUAUGGCAUAUAGCUUCCUUGUACAACAGAAGUGAGUGUAGUUUAUUUAGUGCAUUCUGUUCUGUAACAUAUAAUCAUAUAUUUACAUAGGCAUUUUCCACAACUGAAAUAGGAAUUCUUCAGUACAGGAGACUUUGAUAUAUUUUAUUAUAGAUUUAGAAUAUCAGUGUUGCUGGACUUUAGUGAGUAUACCAUAAAGGAGAUAUUAAAAGUUUUUUAGGAUAGAAAAAGAUCCACUGUAUAUAUGUAGUACUGUAGAAAUGAAGAUUAUACAAAAUUGACAAUUAUUAUUCUAGAUGACAUUGGAUCCUUAUAAACAAACCUGUACUCACAUUAUUGGCAUAAAGUCAACAAGUGAAGUUUUUUCUUGUGAUGUUAUAGUUUAAAAAAAAUAAAGAUUCGUAAUUAAAAUAUAUGAAAGAAAGCCAGAAUUUUACUCAUGUAUGUAUUAGUAUAAAUAGGAGUUAAAUAUUUAUAAAAGAAAAGUGUACACAUCAGUGCAAUGUAUGAAUGCAUCAGUUGAUAAAGACAAGGGAGUAAGUUUUCCUUUGCACAGAAAAUCUAGUCUUACUCAAUUAGAAAUUAGUAUGUUCAUCAGUGUUCAAGAUAAAGAUAUGAAUGACUAGAUUUUUCUAAGGAUAUGUACCAGAUGUAAUCAGAUUAAGCAACAUUUUUUUCAUUCUGUUUUCCUAUUUUGUUCCUUGUAUGUAUUCUAUUUAUAAACUGAAAGUAUAUCUAAAAGUAUCAGUUAGUACUUGCUGCUACAGAUGUUACAACAACAGUUUAUUUAGGGAAAUUAGUCCUAAAGUCACAUAUAUACCUGCAUCAUUUUAUCUUCUUAAUAAUUACAUUUGAUAAAUUAGCAUGUGUUUUGUUUUUGGAAAAAAAAAUAUCACAUAUAAUGUGUUUUUGUCUUGAACUUUUUUGUGCUAAAAUAGCUUUUUCUGUAUUCAUUAACAGCUCUAUUUUUAUUGUAGAUAUUAUUACUUCCAAAUAAAAUUAUUACAUAUUACA